AUGAUUCUCAGGGAUUCUCAAGGCUCAAUAAUUCUUAGUUCAUGCAGACAUCUAUUCACAUGCGCUGAUGUGUUAGAAGCAGAGCUAUUAGCUAUAAAAGAGGGAAUUUCAUUAGCACUACAAUGGAUUUACUUACCCAUUGAUGUCGAAUCUGAUUGUUCGGAGGCUAUCUCGAUGAUCAAGGAAGGAGUUGGCAACAAAAAAAAGCAUGCGUUCAUCAUCAAGGACAUCAUUGAUAGUAUGGAGGAAAGAGAUUCUUGCAUUAGUCACACUCGUCGAAACUGUAAUAAUGCUAGUCACUUCAUGGCUACUUUUGCUAGUUUGCUGUGCCGAACUGUGGUUUGGCUAGGCUUUGGCCCAGAAGAGGUCGUGAAAAUUAUUAGAUGA
Molecule: messenger RNA, 387 nt
Organism: Triticum turgidum subsp. durum (durum wheat)
Lineage: Eukaryota; Viridiplantae; Streptophyta; Magnoliopsida; Poales; Poaceae
Source: the annotation of a GenBank genome assembly